Messenger RNA from Anarrhichthys ocellatus (wolf-eel), 1935 nucleotides. It is a transcript of the gene hprt1, whose product is annotated as hypoxanthine phosphoribosyltransferase 1. Gene Ontology annotation, cellular component: cytosol. NCBI's taxonomy places the organism in Eukaryota, Metazoa, Chordata, Actinopteri, Perciformes, Anarhichadidae. Gene Ontology annotation, biological process: hypoxanthine metabolic process; purine ribonucleoside salvage; GMP salvage. The record is from RefSeq and is a predicted model, not a curated record. The coding region runs from base 203 to 880 and encodes 225 amino acids. Gene Ontology annotation, molecular function: hypoxanthine phosphoribosyltransferase activity; magnesium ion binding. The transcript is spliced from 9 exons.
UUGCCCGCCGCGCGCCCGCGUCAUCAUGCACGCCGCAGCAGAGAGACAGUAGAGCCGCAGCCCGGAAAAGGACAGGAGCCUCUUAUAGCAACGGCGCUAGCCACCUCCAUGUGUGCGCUGCCACAAGGCUGAAGUGUCCGCGGAACCAACCUACAGAGUACGUCUUUUGUCUCCUCUAUUUCAAGACCACGGUAGACUACAUAUGGCGGGGACCGACGCGGAUAUGGCGACAUCCAGCCCCUGUGUUGUGAUCAGUGAUGAGGAGCAGGGGUAUGACCUGGACCUUUUCUGCAUACCAAAGCACUACUCCACCGACCUGGACAGGGUCUACAUCCCACACGGACUCAUCUUGGACAGGACAGAGAGACUGGCCAGAGAGAUCAUGAAGGAAAUGGGGGGGCACCACAUCGUGGCCCUCUGUGUGCUCAAAGGAGGCUACAAGUUCUUUGCAGACCUUCUAGACUACAUCAAGGCCCUGAACAGGAACAGUGACCGCUCCAUCCCGAUGACAGUGGACUUCAUCCGCCUCAAGAGCUACUGCAACGACCACUCGACAGGAGAAAUCAAAGUGAUCGGUGGAGAUGACCUGUCCACAUUGACAGGCAAGAACGUCUUGAUUGUGGAGGAUAUUAUCGACACAGGGAAGACAAUGAAGACGUUGUUGCAACUCCUCAAACAGUACAAUCCCAAAAUGGUUAAAGUAGCAAGUCUGCUGGUGAAGAGAACACCAAGAAGCGUCGGCUACCGACCCGAUUUUGUUGGAUUCGAGGUGCCCGACAAAUUUGUGGUGGGAUACGCGCUAGACUACAACGAGUACUUCAGAGAUCUAAAUCAUAUCUGCGUCAUCAGUGAGUCAGGGAAGGAGAAGUACAAGGCAUGAAGAGCACUUCGUCGUGAUUUUUAACCUUAGGUUAUAUCUCCCCUUUUGCUGUCCGUUUGAUAUUUUAUCACUUUAUAUUCGUGUCGUCAAAAAUAAUCGGCCUGCUCGGGGUCCCUGAGGACACAGCUGGAGUGAUCACUCUGUUUUUUUAGCAAACACAGAUUCAACCUUUGAGAGAAUUGAUUGCCUUUUAGAUGGAACCACGUCUGGGUGAACCAGCAUGGAGCCGAGCUUCGCCUGAAAUUAGUAUAAUGCUUCUAUGCCCCCACGCCGAUUCAUUCUUUUUUUAUUAAAGCAAUGAUGUAAUUUAUUCAGAGCAACGCUGAUGGCUUUAAGGACAAUAUUGUGCCACAUUGAUUUGACAACCUCUCAUGAAAUGAAAUAUUUUUUUAUUGUAAUUCUACUUUUACCUUUAACUAGUAAUAGCUGUUUAAUGGGCACUCUUAAAGAUGAUUUUACAUUUUCUUGACAUCUGUAUGCAUAUUUUGGGACAAAACACAUUUCUGUGCUAACGUGUGAGUCAUAAGAUUUUCUUAAGAUAGAUUGUGAUAGAAAGUAAAUGUUGGCUGUUGUCCCUAAUUACACACACAGAUGAUAUGAAGAAGAUGAAAUAUCCUCUUAUUUAUGAGUAUUAAUGUAAUCUUUGUCUUUUAUGUUACACAAAGAAGUUUGAUGCACGAAGGCUUUGUUCACACAGAUCUUACUUCUGCUGGAAAAUACGUAUAGUGUGCAGAUGUGUAAAUGUUCAAUGGAUACUUAAGUUUAAGUUAAAAGUUAUUCAAUCAUUUAAAAUACGUCAGUUGUAUUUACUUUUCAUUGAAUAAGAAACAAUUUAAAUAGAUGUAAACCAGUCGACUGAAUUUUUCAAUACCGGUCAUUAAAUGUUGACACGCCUCCUCUGACUACAGGAUUUCACUGCAUGCUUUGUGUACAAUAUUACACCAAAUACUUGUAACAUUGAAAUCAUCUGUGGCCAAUCAAUAUAUAGGAAAUACUUUCUGAGAUCAAAAGGUUUUACAGUUGACUGAAAUAAAUACCUGCUGGAUGCCAUUUUA